AUGAAGACCUUGAUCCUGGCCCUCGCCUCCCUUCUGGCCCUCGCCUCGGCCACGCCUACACCAAAUCAACCGUCGCCUCCAGCCACAUGCCCCAACUGCAACCCAAAUCCCGGCUCGAAUUUCUGCGACAUCACCACGUCGUGCACCGUCGUGUCGGCUCAUCCAGACAUCAAGCACGCGCCUUAUUAUUGUGCCUGCCGCGCGGGUUACCGUGCCAACGGCUGCGACGCCGGCGACUCGACAAUCCAAUGGCGGCUGCCGUGGCCCGCGUCCGACCGGGGCCCCAGCCAGGAGGGCCGUGUCUUCGUCAAGCCAGGUGUUGUAUGCGACACGCUCUGCAAUGACCCGUAUGCGGGCGUCAAUGCGUGUUCUGAGGUCACUCAGAUGGAUAAGUGUCUCUAG
Molecule: messenger RNA, 402 nt
Organism: Exserohilum turcica Et28A
Lineage: Eukaryota; Fungi; Ascomycota; Dothideomycetes; Pleosporales; Pleosporaceae
Exons: 2
Coding region: 1-402 (133 amino acids)
Source: RefSeq, a predicted model, not a curated record